UAGAUCCAACUUGAAAAAGAUGUAGCUGAGAUGUCAACUAGCUUGUAAGAUAGUCUCACUCAGGACAUGACAUAAAUGUCAGCCCAUUCAUACCAUGCCUACAGGAGACAAACAAAACAAGUCACCUGAGUCAAAUAAAGAAUCUAAACAGUUGCACAAGCUUAUAGCAUUGAUUAAAACCCCAGCCAGUACACAACAGCUGCCCUCCCUUAAGUAUUCUGUGCAAAAGAAUUCACCAGUUCAUUCAAACAUUUCACAAUCUGGUUCAGUCCAGUCCCAGCGUGCUGAAGCUGUCCAGUUGGAAAAUUUUAGUUUAAAGUACAAAGAAGAAAGACUAUUUAGUGUCCAUCCAUUGCAUAACUAUUUUGCUGAAAUACAUCUAACAUUAACCAAAAAUAGAUUAUGUUCACAGGAAUGGCUAAAUUAUGCAUCAGCAGAACAUGUUUUGAGAGUUCUUAUUUGCCUUCGCAUACUUUUAAGAGAUCCAUCUUACCAAAAAGAAUUUUUUAAAACAGAUGGUCUAAAAUCUUUAGCACAAUAUUUCCACAAAGUUACAGAGGAAUAUUUUAAUAGCACAGAUGGACCAUAUUCAGUUGACAUUCUCAAAGAAAUUACAAAUAUCUUCCAGAAGCUGUCAGCCUCUGUUGAUAGAUUUGAAAAGCUAGUGGUUUAUGAAGCUCAUAAGCCUUUGGUGCGCUUACUUGAAGCUACAGAUGUGAUAGUUCUUCACUGUUCCUUGUAUGCACUAAUAGGUUUAGCACAAAGCAAAAGUCCCAGGUUACAAAUUACAGAACUAAGUGCUGUACACAUUUUGCUUAGGAUUAUUGAAGAAUAUGACACCAUUUCAAAAAAGCUUGCUGCCAAUUUACUCCGCCUUCUGUGUGCUGAUUCACAAGCAAGAGAACAAGUCAAAAUAGAAGAUGGUGUCCCUUUACUGCUGAGUCAGCUCCAUAGUGAGAAUGUGAGUCUCCUGUGGCAUAUAGUCUGGUGCUUGGUCUUGUUGUGUGAAGAUGCUGACUGUAGAGAUGAUAUCAGGCAACUUGGGGGCAUUCCGCUUAUAUUAGCUCUCUUACAUGACAGAAAGUUUGUGAGUGAACGGACUGAUACUAGCAAACAUGCUGUUCUCAGUGCAGGUCUUAGUAGGAAAACUGUAUCUAAUGAAGAACAUGAAGAAUUUUUUGAGCAUCAGUUUUCCUUAAAGAAAGCCUGCUGUGCUGCCUUGACUGAACUGGUUUUAAAUGACACAAAUGCACAACAAAUAGUUCAAGCUAAUGGCAUAUACUCUCUUGGUCUCUUGAUAUUACCACAGAAAUGGACUUCAGAGAAAGAGAAAAAAAGAGCAACUAAAUUACAGCAAAAUGCUUUUCGAGCACUUCGAUUUUUAUUUAGCAUGGAGAGGAACAGACGACUUUUUAAACAGCUUUUUCCACCAGACCUUUUUGAAAUGUUUAUUGAUGUAGGUCAUUAUAACAGAGACCUCAGUGCAUACAUGCCACUUGCAGAUAAGAUCAACAGUCUUCCAAAGGAAGAUGUCAAUGAAAUAGCUGAAAAUAUAAGCAAUACCAACCAAAACAAAGAGCCAAACUAUUAUAUUGGUGACUAUGCAGUGUUUGAACUUCUUGGUUCUGGAGCCUUUGGAUCUGUAUAUAAAGUGAGAAAGAAAGCAGGAAGACAAUCUUUCUUUGCUCUAAAAGAGGUAAAUCUCCAAAAUAUGGUUUUUGGAAAAAGUGCAAAAGAAAAAGAGAUGAGUGUUGGAGAAAUAACCAAUGAGCUGAAGAUAAUGAAAGAGGAGAUGAGACACCCUAAUGUUGUUAGAUAUUACAGAACUUUUGAGCUGAAUGAUAAACUUUACAUUGUGAUGGAGUACAUAGAAGGAGCCCAUCUGGGGGAGCACUUCAACUCUUUGAAAGAAAAAAAUGACAAGUUUCAGCAAGCCAGAAUAUGGAAUAUUUUAUUGCAGCUUAUUUUAGCAUUACGUUAUCUGCACAAAGAGAAAGGAAUUGUACACAGGGAUCUCACACCAAGCAAUAUUAUGUUAGGAGAAAAUGACAAAGUUACUAUAACUGACUUUGGUUUAGCCAAGCAAAAGAGAAGUGAAUGUAGCAAGAUGACAUCUGUUGUAGGCACCAUCCUUUACUCAUGCCCUGAGGUAGUACAAAACAUGGCAUAUGGAGAAAAAGCUGACAUUUGGGCCCUUGGAUGUAUUCUAUACCAAAUGUGUGCAUUAGAGCCACCAUUUAACAGUACCAACAUGCUUACAUUGGUCAAUAAGAUUGUAGCUGCUGAUUACAAGCCUAUUCCAGAAAAGGAAUAUUCACCAAGAUUGUUACAGACUAUAAAAAGCUGUCUGUGUGUAAACCCUGAGGACAGGCCAGAUAUUCUACAGCUAAGUGGCCAGCUGGCGGACAUCUUACUCACUCACAUGGAUCAGCUGAGGAUAUCACAAACUGCUCUUGAGAGGAAACUUGAAAGGGAGAGAAAAAGAACUCAAAAGCAUUUUUUGGAGGCGAAUCGAAAUAUGCAAAACUAUCACCGUUUGUUCCUGGCAUCUCAAGAAGGUUAUGACAAAUUGACAAACUUAGCAGGAAGUGAUGGUGCUGAGGGUUUCAAGACAGAUACAAAAGAUUCCUAUGCAGAUUGUAGUGAUGCUGGCAUAGGCUCCAGUGUAGCAGUUUCCAUUAGUUCCAUUCAUUUUGGUGAUAUUUCUGAUGAAGACAGCUACCCUAGCAGCAGCAGUGAAAGCAGGGAGAGUAGUGCAGGGAGUGUGCGCUCACAGAGGCACUGCAUGCCCAAACUGAAUAGACCUCAGCUCAACAGGAGGAGGCAGGUGAUGCCUGAUAAUCUGGAACUGGACAUACCAGCCAUAGCCAAAACAAGUCGUGAUUCUGGUCUAAGCUCAGGAGACCCAUCUCCAAAUGCCACACCAAUACUCCACUAUACAGACAUGCAACUCAAUGGCCGCAGACUAAAUAUUUCAAGAUCUAUUAGUACCAAUGAAGUAGCUGCUGCCAGUAUAGCCCACAGAUUGGAUAAGAGAUCCAGAAGUGCUGCAAUGCUGACAAUAUCCCCUAAUCGACUGAGAGAAAUCAAUGACCCGGUACAACAGAUGCUUCACCAACUGCAUAAGUUAAUAUACAUCACACAGUUACCACCAACACUUAGUCCAAAUCCUAAUCGCAGAAUCAUCGAGCAAUACAAAAGAGCUCUUUUCUCCACUAACAGCACCUCUCUAAACUUAAAAAGUGAAAUCCAAAAGCUUAUCCAAGGAUCCAAAGACAUUAUUGACUUAAACUUUGGAAAUCCUGAGUAUUUGAAGCGUAGUUCCGUGGCAGGUGAGCUGGACUCUCCCCUAGACCCAGACAAGCCAGUCAUGUCUUUUUAUGACCCUGACUACAAAGAAGUAGGAAUAACCUAUGAGUAUAUGCAAACAGUACUGGAAGCUGCAUUAAAGGAGGCUGGAUAUUACAAGGUUGAUUCCCUACCACGCUACUGGACCCCAUAGAAGACAUGUACAGCUUUAUGCAGUCAAUGAUUUUUUUUUAACUAAUUGAAUGUAAUGAUUGUUUACAAGAAUUUUACCUACAUGAACUGUGAUAGUCACCUCCAUUCCAUAAUUAUUUAAAAGCAACAAAAUUUUAUUUUCUAAAGCAGUCAUUUCAUAUUUAUUACAUAUGUAUUUUAUUAUGUAUAUAAUUUAAAAUUUUCUAUAUGUUUAUAAAAAGUAAAAUGCAUUUUUAACAGAACUAUAAAGUACCAGUGAAAUAAUUAUCCAAAAUAGUUUUAAAAUUGACCUUUUUACUUGUACUACUGAGUGUUACACUGGGUUUACACUUAGAACAUGAUUGAUGUUACUAAUCUAGAACACAGUCCUGCAUCAAAUUUGAUCUAAACAGCUAAUUUUAGGUUUUUAUCAACAGCUGUUGUCUAAAAACCAGCUAAGAAUAGAGCUGAGUUCCUAUUGUAUAUUUUCAGUUUGCAGUCUUUAUAUUCAUGUAGUCGUUUGUUUGAACAUUUAUUGAGAAGUAAUGAAAUAAAUGACGAAACAAGAGACAAUCAUAAAGCUAGGUUGGGAUCCUACUCUUCCUGUUCCUUCAGUUAUAAGAUGGUAUUAUACAAUAGAUUUGUAUUAUACAAUAGAUUUGUAUUAUACAAUAGAUUAGUAUUAUACAAUAGAUUUGUAUUAUACAAUAGAUUUGUAUUAUACAAUAGAUUUGUAUUAUACAAUAGAUUUGUAUUACACAAGAAAUGUAUAUUAUACAAGAAAUUUGUAUUAUACAAGAAAUUGAUCUUUUGAACCUGGACAAUAUUGUAAUGUCCAAGUGUGUUUGGUCAGGCUAAAACUAGGUGUGUAACUGUUUACACCAAGCCAGUUUAAACAGUCCAGAGGAGAAAAUAUUGCAUUUUGUGCCUGGCUGGACAUUUUGUGCCUGGCUGGACAUUUUGUGUCUGGCUGGACAUUUUGUGCACCAGCUGGACAUUUUGUGUCCUGUUUACCCACAACUUAUCAUAUUCUAAGUGUAAACCUGGAGUUCUGUAUAUUUCUGUGAUAUAUUAAGUAGAUUCUAUUUUUCUAGUAUUCAUUUAAAAGUAAUUAUUUGAAGCAAGCUGGGCAUUACUUAUACAAUUGACUGUAACCAAAAGAACUAAGCUGUACAAGGUUGCUGGUGUAACUUGUUCAAUGCUUAGCAUUGAGUACUUAGUACAUCCACAAACACAUAGCAAGGUUUAAUAUCUUGGUCCAUCCACAAACUUGAAACACACAGCAAGGUUUAAUAACAACUUGUCAUGGGGCUCAGAAGCAAAUUUCUGAGUCUGCUAUUGUUUUUUUUUUAGUAGGCCUAUUCAUGUUAAAUAUUUUUGUUAUAGUCAUGUUUUUUUAAAAACCUCAAUGUUAAAAUUGAUCUAUAAUAUUGUGUAACAUAUAUUUCUUUGUCAGAUAACCUAUUUAAUAUUGUAUUUAUUCUAAGCAUCUUUACUUGAGGAUGGUCAUCUUUUCAUGUCAAUUUUUUGUUCAUGAGUAUUGUUAAUGUGCAACAUUUUUACACAUUUUAAACUUUAGCAAAUAGAAUAUCUCAUUGAGUCACAUGUUAAUCUAGUAAAUUGUCAUCUUUUAUCUUACAAAAACUUGAACUUUUCAAGGAUAUUUGUAUAGAGAAAAAAAUGUGGCUCCAUAGAGGAAACAAAUGGAGUGUGAACAAAUCAUCAAAAACUGUUUGCUGUAAAAUACAUUGUAUCCAUAGAUGGUCAAAACUACAGUAUUACUUGUGUACAAAGUCACUGGUGCAAUCACUUGUCAAUAUGUACAAUUUUAUUUAUAACCUUCACUUUAAAGCAUUCCUUUUAAUUAGGUUUAACUAUCUUUUUUAGAAUUGAAAACUUGAUCAGUCUAAUUAAAAUUAUUUUAAUUAGGAUUAACUAUCUUUUUUAGAAUUGAAAACUUGAUCAGUCUAAUUAAAAUUAUUUUAAUUAGGAUUAACUAUCUUUUUUAGAAUUGAAAACUUGAUCAGUCUAUGUAAAAUUAUUUUAAUUAGGAUUAACUAUCUUUUUACAAUUUAAGCUUUGGUCAGUCAAACCAAAAAUAUCACCAUUUGUUUAAUUUUUUUUUAUUUUCCGUCCAAGACAUUCCAUUCUGUUAAAAAACAGAAAAUUUAGCCUUAAUCUUUUAUUUAUGUUGUAUUUUUUACAGCUUAUAAAAUAGUAUUUUUUAUAGCUAAUAUUCAUUUUGAUUACCCGUCCAAUUUUACAGCAGUAACAUUCCAAUGUUUUAAAUUAUUUGUAAUAAAAUGUCACAUUCAAAAUGUUUACUGUUGAUAAAUGAUUUUAUUUUGUUUUAAAGUAUUUAAAAUUUGUGUGUGUCUAAAUAUUUUUAACUGAAAGCUUUCAAAAGAUGUUUUUUGAAUCUUAUUUUUAGCUUUUCCUGCCUUUUGUUUUCAAAUGAGUUAAUUUGGUAGCUGAUAGCUAAUUCUACUGUCCGUCCAUUUUUGACAUGUCAGUCCUAAACUAAUUAAAUAAAUUAUAUUUGAGUCCGUCCAUUCAAUCGUGUUAUUAUAUUAAUAUAAUCAGCAUAAUCAUUUGAAGCUUGUCAGAGUAAGUUUUUGGGAUUAAGUUUUGUUCUGGCAAUGUUAGAGGGAGUAGUUAAGUUUUUGGGAUUAAGUUUUGUUCUGGCAAUGUUAGAGGGAGUAGUUAAGUUUUUGGGAUUAAGUUUUGUUCUGGCAAUGUUAGAGGGAGUAGUUAAGUUUUUGGGAUUAAGUUUUGUUUUGGCAAUGUAAGAGGGAGUAGUUAAGUUUUUGGGAUUAAGUUUUGUUCUGGCAAUGUAAGAGGGAGUAGUUAAGUUUUUGGGAUUAAGUUUUGUUCUGGCAAUGUAAGAGGGAGUAGUGCGGCAUCCAUGUGGCAACACUUGAAACAUAUGGCUGAUUUUAGCUGUUCAUGUGUUUGGUGACAUGGAUGUGUGGGUACUGUGUGGUGACAUGGAUGUGUGGGUACUGUGUGUGGUGACAUGGAUGUGUGUGUACUGUGUGUGGUGACAUGGAUGUGUGGGUACUGUGUGUGGUGACAUGGAUGUGUGGGUACUGUGUGUUGUCACUUGGAGUAAGGAACAUUAAAUUGUCUGUGACUUUAAUAUAAGUGUAUUUUUGUUUUGUUUUUUCUUUUGUCUUAAGUUUUUUAUUUUUCAUACAUUUUAAAAUAGGCAGUUUGUGUGUAUAUUCUAAGUAUAGGUAGGACUGUGUAUAUUAAAAACAAAUAUGUAAAUACAUUCUGAAAGGUCACAUUC
This is a messenger RNA of Physella acuta, 6772 nucleotides long. RefSeq names its product serine/threonine-protein kinase Nek10. Gene Ontology annotation, molecular function: ATP binding; protein serine/threonine kinase activity; protein binding. The record is from RefSeq and is a predicted model, not a curated record. Lineage: Eukaryota; Metazoa; Mollusca; Gastropoda; Physidae. Gene Ontology annotation, biological process: protein phosphorylation; positive regulation of MAP kinase activity; regulation of cell cycle G2/M phase transition.